Gossypium raimondii (Peruvian cotton) is the source of this 2211-nucleotide messenger RNA. RefSeq names its product WPP domain-interacting protein 2. The transcript is spliced from 3 exons. The record is from RefSeq and is a predicted model, not a curated record. The coding region runs from base 169 to 2055 and encodes 628 amino acids. NCBI's taxonomy places the organism in Eukaryota, Viridiplantae, Streptophyta, Magnoliopsida, Malvales, Malvaceae.
UUUUUACUUAAUAAAAAAAAAGGUGAGUAAAUUCCUACCCUAUAUAACUGCAAAUCCAACUACUGCCUAGGGUUUCCCAUUUCCUUCACCCUUACCUUCUUCAUCUUCGAUUCUAGGCCUUUACUUCCGUUUCUCACAAACAUAUAUAUCUAUGACACCAUAAAAGUUAUGGAUUUGGGAAGCGAGUGUUCUGCGCUUGAAUUGGUUGAGGAUAAUGAAGCCACUCAAAAAACAAUACCUCAUGUUGGUGAUGAUAAAAUGAAGAAUAAUCACGGUGAUGAUUGCGAGAGUAAAAAUAAUGGAUCGUGUGCAAUUGAUAAUCUGACUCAGAGGUCGGCCAUCGAUCAAACUGGCGAUUCCGAUGCUUUGACAGCUGGUAAUCAUGUAAAGGGUACUGCUGAGAUUGUACUGCCGAUGCAUUCACCACCUCUUGUAGCAGGUAAAUCCCCUGGUGGGUCAUCUCCUCCUACCACCAAAGGGUAUGGCUUGAAGAAAUGGAGGCGGAUCAAGAGAGACUUUGUUAAGGAUUCCACCACCUCAAUGGACAGCAGUAAAAUAUUGAAGCGAGGUUUGACCGGUUCUGCAAAUCCGGAUCCAAGUAAACCUCAACAGAGGGCAUCACCUGAGAUCAAGCAGAAUCGUGCAUCCCCUAUUGGACCUGUGAAUAUGUUGAACACAAGUGUUGCUCCUGGAUCCAUGUUUGCUGUUGGAGCUGCUUUUGCUUCUGCCACAGACUCUGAAAAUAGUGAGGACCGGAGUAGCAAGUCAUCAACAGCAGCCAGUAUGCCAAAGGUGAGAUACGACCUGCCUGCAGUUUUGGGGUACAUGCAUGAUAAAAACCAGAUGAAGAAUUUAGGUGGGAACAUUGUGGGUAAUUCAAGUCAUAGAGUUCAUCAGGGAAAGGGCCGUGCUGAAAGCAGUAAGAAGGCCAGAGGAGUAAGGGUCAAAAUCGAGAAGGAAAAUUCUCAUUCUAGUAUUGAAUCUGACUCAAGAAGCUCCAACUUUAUCUUUACGCAGCAUCCAAUUUCUGUGACAAGUAAUGGAAAGCAAAGUGGAAACCCCAUGAAUUAUGAUGGAGAAAAUAGUGAUGAAGCUCAUGAAGACGACCACCAGAUCAGUGAGGAAGUUCAAACUGUUUAUAGGAAAGAAAAUUCAGGUGAUAUCGAGGAACUUUCACCUGAAGAUUUAGCUGCAGAAUUAUCUUGGGAGGACAAAGAAGAAAAAAGUGGGAAUCACCGGCCUUCACCAGAUCAAGACCCAUUGGUCCAGUCUAUUCUUGCUCUCCAAUCUGUCCAGGAAGCCCUUGAAAAUGAAGUACAGAAGCUAGUAGAGAUAUGCAAGGAACCUGUACGUGAUGGUUCAGUUAACAUUAACAAUGUUCUUGUGGAUUCUACUUUUGCUGAUGAGGAAAUCCACGAAACUAGCUCCUCUGACCAAUUAGGUUCUGAAAAGAUCACAAAAAGUGCUUCAGGUUCCUUGGAAACUCAGGUAUUCACCUUAACACACAAAGUAAAAUAUUUGGAGAGCAAACUGGAGGAAGCAAGGUCCGUACUUCAGGUGAAGGAAUCUAAGAUUUCUGAACUGAAAACUAGUGUGAAGAGUAGCGGGUCAUGGAAGGAAGAAUCAAGAAGCAUUGCAGAGUCGCAACAAAAUGAAUAUAGAGAAAUGGAACUUGACCUUGAGGGCCUGUUUCAAAAGAAAAUGGAGGCUGAAAUUGAAUUUCUAGUUCUAACCUGGGAAAUAGAGAAGUUGAAAGUUUCAGUAGGCAAUCAAAUCACAGUAGUUGAAGAGCAAACAUCAUUGGUUGUGGAGCAAGAACAGAUGUUGAAUAAGCUUGGAGAGGUAGAAAGCAAGGCUGUAAUGCUAAAGAAACAAGCGGAGGAGUUGGAAAAAUAUCAUGGAGACAUCUUAGAUGUGGAAGAGGUUUUGCAGAUGCGCGGAAGAGUAUGCAAGGUUAUGUCAUGUUUUUUUACACAACUAGUAUUACUGGUUUUAGUGUUCUUAUUCCUUAUUUUGCAGUUGUCAAUCCAUUCAGGGGUGGUUGUCCCCACCUGAGUUAAGGAAAAUAGGCCCUUUCUUUUUUGUGAGUGUAUGUGUGUAUUCUACUGUCUAGGCAAUGAUCCAAAAUGUAAGAUUUCAUUGGUUAAAUACCACAACUUGAUUAAAAGUGGAAACCUUUUUCAUUUUUUAUUUGAGCUUCUCUUCUCGACA